AUGGCGAUUGAGGAAAAUACAUCGGAUUCCACUAAUCCGCUACUUGAUUUAACUAAUCAACUUUACAUGCAUCCAUCUGAAAAUCCAGGUUCCAUGCUUGUACCAGUAGCUUUUGAUGGACCGGGGUACAGGUCAUGGAGGCGAGGAUGUGAUAAUGUAGCGACUUCAUGGAUUUGGAAUUCUCUAUCAAAGGACUUAGCAGACAACCUGCAGUAUGUAAAUGAUGCCAAAGAGCUUUGGCAAGAUCUGGAGGACAGAUAUGAUCAAACCAAUGGGGCAAAACUAUAUCAGUUGCAGAAAGAAAUCAAUAAUUUGAGUCAAGGAACACUCGACAUUACUGGAUACUAUACUAAGAUGAAGAAGUUGUGGGAAAAGGGAAGCAUUUUGAUGAUGAACACCUUACCUUCCUUAGCACAAGCAUUUGUGAUUCUCAUCCAAGAGGAGAAACAAAGGGAGAUGAAGCCAAAUAAUCAAUUGAUGAUUGACUCCAGUGCUUUGAGUGUGAACAGGGCAGCAAACAACAACUUCAGAACCAGUUAUGGUCAACAAGGAAAUAAAUCUGGAGGGAGUUCCUACACAAACUACAACCAGUCAAGUGGGACUUGGGGCAAUAGCUUCAGGGGACAUUACCCUACAAAUAGAUCACGACCAGUCUGUAAUUAUUGCAAGAAGCCAGGACACACUAAGGAUAGGUGCUAUAAUAGCUCCAUGGUUAUCCACAAGACUCCAAGUUCAAUAAGGGAAAAUGAGUAG
Messenger RNA from Nicotiana tabacum (common tobacco), 753 nucleotides. NCBI's taxonomy places the organism in Eukaryota, Viridiplantae, Streptophyta, Magnoliopsida, Solanales, Solanaceae. The record is from RefSeq and is a predicted model, not a curated record.